Messenger RNA from Colletotrichum spaethianum, 1092 nucleotides. RefSeq lists its product as uncharacterized. Lineage: Eukaryota; Fungi; Ascomycota; Sordariomycetes; Glomerellales; Glomerellaceae. Bases 1 to 1092 code for a protein of 363 amino acids. The transcript has 2 exons. The record is from RefSeq and is a predicted model, not a curated record.
AUGCAUCUCCUCGUCGUCCUGCUGCUGCUGGGCGUCCUGUAUCCGAUAUGCGCCCGCUCCGAAACCCGCUUCCGCCGCCCGCCGGGCCCCGGUCCGACGGGGGAGUAUCGGGACAACCCCGUCUACACGCUGGGGAGCAAGAUCACGUUGCAAUGGGAGGCGGAUUCCAAGCCCGUGGACUUGCUGCUUUGGCAGCAGCAGCCCAAGGGGAACACGAAGCCGGCCGUUUCGCGGCUUGCUGUCGGCACAAUCGCGCGUAUUGUCCUGCGGGCGCCGGAGCUGACCGUCUUCACAGUCAACUCGAAAGCGAAGAGCCUGGUGUGGACUGUGGGCUACGACGGCUUCCCGCCGUACCAUGAUCCGGGUCUCAGCCCGGUGUACUUUCUUCAGCUGGUCAAAACCGGGGAGUCGGCGGGGAUCGUGACGUCUCAUUACUUCAACAUAACGGCGCCCGCGAGGACAACGUCGACAUUGUCCGCAAGAACAACGACCUUGUCGAGCAAAACAUCGUCAAAAACAACAUCAUCAACCAUCGCCACCACCACGACCACCGACCCGGCCACCUCGACAACGCUCGCCCUCGAAUCAGCAGAAUCGGCACUGGCGACAUCCUCUCCGACAGCGACGCCGACACUGACCCCGGUACCGACACCCACACCAGCCGCGAGCGCCGGCGCGCCAGCCCGCCAAUCGCGCAGCGGCACGGUCGCAGGCAUCGCAGUCGGCGUGACGUUCGCCGCGCUCGCGGUCCUCGGGUCCGCCGCGUGGCUGAUCCGCCGGCACGUCCAGAGGAACAAGCGGAUCCCGCACACGCAGAGCGACAUCAUCAUGUACGCCGAGCAGCAGCUGCGCGAGAAGGACGCCCUCGCGCGGCGGGGGGCGGCGGCGACGCCGACGCUGCCGUGGAAGCUGGGCUCGGCGGCCGAGAGCCAGGAGGCGUUUGAGUUCGCGACGUGGGAGACGAGGCACGAGUUGGCUGCCGACCCGGUCGGGCGGAGGAGCAAGAGAGUGCGGCCGGGAUCUAUGGGGUCGGGGCCGGGGUCCAUGAGGUCCGGGUCCUUGGGGUCGCGCUCGGAACUGUGGGGCGGUUAA